GUCAACAAACGAUGGCCGUUGAAGCUCACCAUCUUAAUCCUCUGUUUUCUUCCAACAGAGAAAUGAUUCAUCCCGUUGAAGCAAACGGCUUAGUCUAUAACACCCAGAUGAGAUACGGCACCGUUCCGACAUUUAACCCUACCGUAGAAUGUCAAACUUCUCUCUUUAAUCCAAUCUACAACAUCUCACCAGUUGAUGGUUUGGUUCAUCAAUCCAUGAAACCAACGAUACAAUCCGUUGAUAGUUCUGUCACAUUCAACAGCGAGAAUAACAACGUCGACUUUCUUUGUCCUGUGUCGUCGAGAAAACGUUCCAGAGAAGAAUCCGUUGUUUUAAAUCCUUCCGCUUAUAUGCAAAGCCAGAAAAAUCCCACCGAUCCUCUCAUGUUCCUUGGCCAAGACUUGUCUUCUAACGUCCAACAACAUCAUUUCGAUAUCGAUCGUUUGAUCUCUAAUCACGUUGAGAGAAUGAGAAUGGAAAUUGAAGAGAAGAGAAAAACACAAGGUAGGAGGAUAGUGGAAGCCGUGGAACAAGGUUUGAUGAAGACACUAAGAGCCAAAGACGAAGAGAUAAAUCACAUAGGGAAACUAAACCUAUUUCUAGAAGAGAAGGUUAAGUCUUUGUGCGUAGAGAAUCAGAUAUGGCGUGACGUGGCACAGUCUAAUGAAGCCACCGUAAACGCCCUCCGUUCCAAUUUACAAGAAGUUCUCGCUGCGGUAGAGCGUAACCGGUGGGAGGAGCCGCCCACGGUGGCUGACGACGCGCAGUCUUGUUGCGGUAGCAACGACGAAGGCGAUAGCGAGGAAGAGCGGUGGAAGUUAGCGGGAGAGGCGCAGGAUACGAAAAAGAUGCGUAGGGUAGGGAUGAGUAUGUGUAGAAGCUGUGGGAAAGGAGAAGCAAGUGUGUUACUGUUACCGUGCAGACACAUGUGUCUAUGUACUGUGUGUGGUUCUUCACUCAACACUUGUCCCAUUUGUAAAUCUCCAAAGACCGCUAGUCUACAUGUUAAUCUUUCCUCUUAGUCUAACCAAUACCAGUAAAAUUGUAUAUGUCCG
Messenger RNA from Arabidopsis arenosa, 1055 nucleotides. The record is from the annotation of a GenBank genome assembly. Lineage: Eukaryota; Viridiplantae; Streptophyta; Magnoliopsida; Brassicales; Brassicaceae.